Molecule: messenger RNA, 1274 nt
Organism: Psammomys obesus (fat sand rat)
Lineage: Eukaryota; Metazoa; Chordata; Mammalia; Rodentia; Muridae
Gene: Timd4
Product: T cell immunoglobulin and mucin domain containing 4
Exons: 10
Coding region: 12-1163 (383 amino acids)
Source: RefSeq, a predicted model, not a curated record
CUCCUGUCACAAUGUCCAAGGGGCUUCUCCUUCUCUGGCUGAUGAUGGGGAUCUGGUGGAUGUCUCUGACACCAGCUGCCUCAGAGGAUACAGUAAGAGGGUUUUUGGGCCAGUCGGUGACUCUGCCUUGUAAGUACUCUUCCUGGUCCGUGAGCCGCAACAGCAUGUGCUGGGGCAAAGGCGCGUGUCCUAAUUCCAAGUGCAAUGAGCAGCUUCUCCACACGGAUGGAACAAAAGUCAUCACCCGGAAGUCCAUGAAAUACACACUUCAGGGGAGUAUCCGGUUGGGCGAUGUGUCCUUGACUAUCUCAAACACGAAUCAAGGUGACAGUGGGGUGUACUGCUGCCGUAUAGAAGUGCCUGGCUGGUUCAAUGAUGUCAAGAAGACGGUGCGCCUGGAGCUGAGGAGAGCCACAACAACCACAAGACCAACAACAACCACAAGACCAACAACAACCACAAGACCAACAACAACCACAAAACCAACAACAACCUCUCAGCCAACCACCACCCCUUACGUGACCACCACGGAGCUGCUUCCAACAACAGUCAUGACCACACCUGAGCCCACAGUCUCAACACUGCCCCAGACACUGGCCACCACUGUCCUCACUACAGCAGCAACCACGUGCCCCUCAACAACGCCCGGAUCCUUCUUACAGCAAACCACACGUUUUUCAGCCAUUGAGGUGGUCACAGAAAGGUCUUCCAUCACUGCAGAAUCAGAAACACUUUCUGCAUCCAAACACUCUCAAAGAAGCACGGUGACCACCUCUGCAGACAAAGACUUACUCAGACCCACAGGGUCCAAAGCCUGGAUUCCGCCAGCAACUUCACAAAAAAUGGAUGAGUUUGAAACUCACCUCAGCACUGAGGUCUGGGAGGUCUCUCUGGCCUCAUCAAUGACAGGGAUGGCAAAGACUUUUACAAAGAAGCAUGAAGGAAAUCAGAGCAACAAAAUGACCAACAUCUUGAUCAUUGCUUGCUGCGUGGGGUUUGUGGUGAUGGUGUCAUCAUUUCUGGUGCUUCUCCUUCAAGGAAGAGUCAAGGGAGCCAAUUGUUUGCAGAGACACAAGAGGCCAGACAACUCUGAAGAUAGUAAGAGCGUCCUCGAUGACAUGUCACAUGGGAGGGACGAUGAGGAUGGGAUCUUCACUCUCUAACUUGCCACCUUUCUUAGGAUUAAGCAUGGGGAAUGGCUUAAUUGUCUUGAAUUGUCAAAAUAUGUCUCGGGAUGUUGUAAUUCUCUUUUAAAGUCUCACAUUUUUCCCUCA